Molecule: messenger RNA, 1617 nt
Organism: Nicotiana tabacum (common tobacco)
Lineage: Eukaryota; Viridiplantae; Streptophyta; Magnoliopsida; Solanales; Solanaceae
Source: RefSeq, a predicted model, not a curated record
AUGCCUCCUCCUGAGCCGAACGAAGUCAACAAGGGGGAGGAAUCAUCGGAAUCCUAUCAGGUACUAGAAGAAACUGACACAACCAAAUCCACAGCGAAAGAACUUAAGCAAGUCGCAUUGUUUGAAAAUUUCUUUGAGAGGAAUUUCCACUUGGGGAUAGGAUUAAACCCCGAGAUCAGGUUAGGUUUUAUAGAAUUUCUUAAAAUUAAUGUUGACUAUUUUCAAUGGUCGCAUGCGGAUAUGACAAGUAUUCCGCCAGAGGUGGCCAUGCACAAGUUAAGCCUGGAUCUUAACAUCCCUCCGGUAAGGCAGAAGAAACACCUUAUUGCCGAGGUCAAAAACAAAUUUGUCAAAGAAGAGGUAACUCGACUUCUUGAUAUCGGUUUAAUCCGAAGUCCUGCACUGUUGUCUUUGGCCACCAAAGAAGCGGUGAUGGUGUCGGAAUCGACAUCGGGAGUCUGGACCUUGUUCGCAGAUGGAGCUUCCAAUGUGAAAGGGUCCAGGCUCGGGGUAGUACUAAUCAUGCCUUCGGGAGAAAACCUGAGGCAGGCCAUAAGAACUCUUCACUUGACUAACAAUGAAGCGAAUAAAUCAGGUCUAUGGGAUGUUCGACGCCAAAGAGGAAUGCAUGAAACAAUAUGUAGUGAAAGUCCAGACUCUACUCGCACGGUUCAAGGAAUGGCCAAUCACCACAUCUCGAGGGAGGAAAAUGCAGAAACAGACGCACUGGUCAAUCUGGGCUCAUCCACGGAAAUGAAGGGAUCAGACUCCACUACGGCCGUGCAGCUUACGUAUUCGGUAUUGGAUGUGGACGGUUAUUAUGAUGUAAACGCAACUAAUUUGGUUUGGGACUGGAGAAAUGAGAUCAUUGACUAUAUCGAGCACGGAAAACUACCCGAAGAUCCCAAAGCAUCCCAGGCACUGCGCACUAAAGCAUCCCGUUAUUGCUUCAAGGGAGGCCAAUUAUAUAGAAAGUCUUUCCAAGGUCCAAUGGCCCGACGUUUAGGAGCCUCUAAAGCUAAUUACGUCAUGAGAGAAGUUCACGAAGAAAUCUAUGGAAAUCACUCGGGUGUAGACUCCUUGUGUCAACGCCAUGCACCAUUGGUGCAUCAACCAGCAGAAUUAUUGCACUCGGUUUUGUCGCCCUGGCCAUUCAUGAAAUGGGGGAUGGGCAUAGUCGGUCUGCUGCCGCCGGCUCCUGAUAAGAAUGUCCUUACCAAAAAUAUUGGCAAGCGUGAAGUGGUUGAUUUCCUAUGGAAGAACAUAAUUUACAGGUUCGGGAUACCAAAAGAGACAGCCUGCGACAACGGGCCGCAAUUUAUAGGUGCACAGGUCAUGAAAUUCCUUGAAGGCUUGAAAAUCAAAAGAAUCACAUCAUCGCCAUACCACCCGAGAGCAAACGACCAUAUGGAAUCAACAAACAAAGUGAUUAUUCAAAAUCUCAAAAAGAGAUUAGAAGCAGCCAAAGGCAAAUGGCUCGAAGAGUUACCGGGGGUGCUCUGGGCAUACCGAACGACAGCCAAGUCAAUCAUGGGAGAGAGACCUUUCUCUCUCGUGUACGGAGUAGAGGCCCUAAUCCCGGCGGAAGUGGGAGAACCUACCUUGAAGUACUUCUAG